This is a messenger RNA of Orycteropus afer afer, 1917 nucleotides long. It is a transcript of the gene POT1, whose product is annotated as protection of telomeres 1. Lineage: Eukaryota; Metazoa; Chordata; Mammalia; Tubulidentata; Orycteropodidae. Gene Ontology annotation, cellular component: nuclear telomere cap complex; chromosome, telomeric region. The record is from RefSeq and is a predicted model, not a curated record. Gene Ontology annotation, molecular function: G-rich strand telomeric DNA binding; telomerase inhibitor activity. Gene Ontology annotation, biological process: regulation of telomere maintenance via telomerase; telomere capping.
AUGUCUUUGGUUCCAGCAAAACAGUACAUAUAUACACCCCUGAAUCAACUUAAGGAUGGCACAGUUGUUAAUGUCUAUGGUGUCGUGAAGUUCUUCAAGCCACCAUAUCUAAGCAAAGGAACUGAUUAUUGUUCAGUUGUAACGAUUGUAGACCAGACAAAUGUGAAGUUAACCUGCCUGCUUUUUAGUGGAAAUUAUGAAGCCCUCCCAAUAAUUUAUAAGAAUGGAGAUAUUGUUCGCUUUCACAGGCUGAAGAUCCAAGUAUAUAAAAAUGAGACUCAGGGUAUCACUGGCUCUGGCUUUGCGUCUUUGACCUUUGAGGGAACUUUGGGAGCUCCUAUCAUACCUCGUACUUCAAGCAAGUAUUUUAACUUCACCACUGAGGACCACAAAACGGUAGAAGCCUUGCGUGUUUGGGCAUCUAAUCACAUUCCACCUUCUUCAUCAUUGCUACAACUGUGUGAUGUUCAGCCAAUGCAGUAUUUUGAUCUGACUUGUCAGCUUUUAGGGAAAGCAGAAGUGGAUGGAACGUCAUUUCUUCUGAAGGUGUGGGAUGGCACCAGGACACCAUUUCCAUCUUGGAGGGUCUUAAUACGUGACCUUGUUCUUGAAGGUGAUCUAAGUCACAUCCAUCGACUACAGAAUCUGGCAAUAGACAUUUUGGUCUAUGAUAACCAUGUUCGAGUGGCACGAUCUCUGAAGGUUGGAAGCUUUCUCAGGAUUUAUAGUCUGCAUACGAAACUUCAAUCAGUGAAUUCUGAGACUCAGUCAACAUUACUGGCCCUAGAGUUUCAUCUCCAUGGAGGUACCAGUUAUGGCCGGGGAAUCAGAGUCUUGCCAGAAAGUAACUCCGAUGUGGAUCAACUGAAAACGGUUUUAGAAUCUGUGGAUUUGACAACCAAUCACCGUUUAGAUGCUGUCAGUUUACCGCAGUGUGAGGACAGCUUUCUAACCAUGUCAAGCUCUGGAUCAGUAUCACUAUAUGAAGUAGAAAGAUGUCAACAACUGUCUGCUACAAUCCUUACAGACCAUCAGUAUCUGGAGAAAACCCCAUUGUGCGCCGUUCUGAAACAAAGAGCUCCUCAACAGUAUCGCAUCCGAGCAAAACUGAGGUCCUACAAGCCCAAGAGACUCUUUCAAUCAGUUAAGCUUUAUUGUCCUAAAUGUCAUACACUGCAAGAAGUUCCGCAUGAUGGCGAUUUGGAUAUAAUUUUGCAAGAGGGUGCAACUAAAACCCCAGAUACCAAACUACAAAAUACAUCAUUAUAUGAUUCCAACAUCUGGACCACUAAAGAUCAAGGAGAACGAAAAGUAGCCAUUCAUUUUGUGAAAAAUAAUGAUAUUCUCCCAGCUUCAAAUGAGUGUCUAAUUUUGAUAGAAGGAGGUGCAUUCGGUGAAAUCUGCAAACUCUCAAACAAGUUUCAUAGUGUAAUUCCUGUAACAUCUGGCAGUGAAGACCUGGAACUCCUUGACCUCUCAGCGCCAUUCCUUAUUCAAGGGAAAAUACAUCACUAUGGAUGUAAACAGUGUUCCAGUUUGAGACCAAUACAAAAUCUAAAUUCUCUGGUUGAUAAAACAUCAUGGAUUCCUUCUUCUGUGGCCGAAGCACUGGGCAUUGUACCUCUCCAGUAUGUGUUUGUUAUGACAUUUACCCUUGAUGAUGGAACGGGAGUUCUGGAAGCUUAUCUUAUGGAUUCUGACAAAUUCUUUCAGAUUCCAGCAUCUGAAAUCCUAAUCAAUGAUGACCUUCAAAAAAGUAUGGAUAUGAUCAUGGAUAUGUUUUGUCCUCCAGGCAUAAAAAUUGAUGCAUAUCCAUGGCUGGAAUGCCUCAUAAAGUCAUAUAAUGUCACAAAUGGAGCAGAACAGAAAAUUUGCUAUCAGAUUUUUGACACAACAGUUGCAGAAGAUCUUAUCUAA